AGUAAAGUCGCGCGCACAAGCAAACCAAGGCAGCAAAUUCUUUUAUUUUAUUUUUUAUCGAACAAAUCAUUUUUUUCCUUCUGAUCUAGCUCACUAGGUUUUCUGUUUUUUGACUUCAGGUAUUAGUCCGGCAACUAAUACUGAACGUCUACGCAAUCUUCAUUGUUUUCUUUUUUAUCAUCAUCAGUGUGUGUGUUUUACACGCUUAAUUUGUACCGCUUCUCGGGUCUCAUCCCCGUUCCCUCUCUCUUUCUUGCUUUAUCUUCCUCUCCUCUUAUUUCAACGGCAUACCUCCCACGUGGUGCUCCGCUCUUUCUCUUUUUGGAAUCACUAUUUUCUCCCUCUCGUUUCAAUUCGUGCUCCUGUUUUGCAAUCUGUGUGACGCGUGUGUCUUUCCAGGACUCAAAAACAAAACUUUCUCUUUCAUCUUACUUGAGCCUCUUUACUAGUCGCAGCCGUCGCUUUAUUUCUUCCUUCUACAUCUUUUUCCGCCCUCUCACCGCAACAAUGCCACAUCGCGCCAGAGAGGAGAUGUCCGAUCGCGGCAGCCCCAACAGUGCCGCGCAGCGCACCUUCGCCUCCGCCCCCGUCCACCGCCCUCCCCGCCCACGCCACGCAGGACAGCCCCACCCAUGCGCGGCGCCUGGCCAUCGGCGUGGCGGCUGCUGUGGCGUGCUGCAGAAGGUGGCGAACGUGGCGGUUGGCAUCGUGCACACGAUUGUCCCGCCGGGUGGCAUUCUCUCCGGCGCCUUCAACAUGGCGAGCGCGUCCAUCGGUGCGGGUAUCCUGGGCCUGCCCUCCGCCACCGACUCCGCCGGCCUCAUUCUGGCUAUGAUCUACCUUGUCAUCAUCACGUACUUCUCCGUGUUCUCCAUGUACAUCCUUGCCCUGGCGGCGCAGAGCACCCGCAUCAAGAGCUUCGAGGGCAUGGCGCGCUGGCUGUUCCCGUACGGGAACUACGCCUUCUCCUACUGGGCCGCGUUCAUUCGUGUUUUCACUCCUUUGCAGCCGGCGUCGUCUACGUGAUCAGCAUGGGAGACUGCUUCUCAGCUAUUUUUGGCAGCGCCUUUGACAAGAACCCCAACAGCACCGCCCUCAAGUUCCUGGCGACGAAGGAGGGAAAUCGUGUAGUAACGAGCAUGGUGUGGCUGUGCGUGAUGGUGCCGCUGGUGGUGCCGAAGCACGUCGACUCCCUCCGCUACGCCUCCGCAACUGCGGUGACGUUUAUGGUGUACUUCGUCAUCGUGGUGGUCAUCCACAGCUGCCGCCACGGGCUGCCCGAGAAUGUGCACAACGUGAGGCUGGUCGGCAACCAGGAACACGACGUUGAUCUGGCCGUGAACGCGGUGUUUCUUUUCCGCACCGGCAACUCCGUCAUUCAUUCCGUCGGUGUGUUCAUGUUUUCUUACAUCUGUCAAAUCAACGCUUAUGAGAUAUUUUGGGACUUCAGGCCGGAGAUUCGCACGACGAAGAACUACACCUGGUCGGCGCUUAUCGGCGUGCUGAUCUGCGGCGUGCUCUACAUUCUCGUGUGCGUGUUCGGCUACUUCGAUUUCGGCAGCAAGAACCUCCUCGGCAAGUCGCUGCUGCUGAUGUACCACCCGCUGGAGGAGGCGGACGUGAUGAUCGCGUACGUUGGCGUCAUGAUCAAGCUGUGCGUCGCGUACGCGCUGCUGAUACUUUCGGCGCGCAACUCACUCUACUACUUGAUCGGCUUCCAGCACCGCUACCGCAACCGCCCCGACGCCGCGGCGGCCCUGUGUGCCCCGUCGACUCCAUCAUUUGACAAUGUCACGAUGGAGCGUGUCGAAGAUGCGGACGACAUGGUGCAGCAGCCGUCAGUGAAGGCAGCAGUCACCGAUGAGGUGUGUGAGGUGAGGACGAUGGACGGGCAGCACGAGACCACGCAGGAGGGCGUGGAGAAGGGGCAACCGGGCGCUGACAACGAUGGUGUGCCGCUGACGGUGGAUGAGGUGGAUAAAGAUUUUGAAGACAACACCACGGAAGACACCACCUACGUCGACAAUAUCCCGUUCUGGAAGCAUCUCAUUGUCGUGCUGUCGCUCUCCGCCGCGUCGCUGCUGUGCGGCCUGUUCAUUCCGAACAUCAACACCGUCUUCGGCUUUGCGGGGUCGAUCAGCGGCGCGUGUAUGGCCUUCGUGUUCCCUGCGCUCUUCUUCAUGUACUCCGGCAACUUCAGCGUGGCGCAGGUGGGCUGGUUCACCUACCUCAACACCUACAUCCUGCUGCUCUGCGGUGUGGUCGGCAUCGUGUUUGGCACCGGCGGCACGAUCUACGACACAAUUUGA
This is a messenger RNA of Leptomonas pyrrhocoris, 2309 nucleotides long. RefSeq names its product putative mitochondrial amino acid permease (AAT1.2). Gene Ontology annotation, molecular function: amino acid transmembrane transporter activity. The record is from RefSeq and is a predicted model, not a curated record. The coding region runs from base 633 to 2309 and encodes 558 amino acids. Gene Ontology annotation, biological process: amino acid transmembrane transport. The transcript has a single exon. NCBI's taxonomy places the organism in Eukaryota, Euglenozoa, Kinetoplastea, Trypanosomatida, Trypanosomatidae.